GACCACCUGACGAUACUCAACAAGCAUGUACUCGCAACUUGUGCUCGUUUUGCUAACGUGCCUCGCUGGGGACAGCUACGGUGCUGCUGCGUACGGCAAACAAGCCGUGUGCAAGAGCAACCCCUAUGCGGGCUAUGCAUCACUUUCCAACUACGGCCCUGCCGUCCAUUACUGCGAAGGCAAAUACCCCAAGUGUACUGUCUACACUACAGUGAAGAAGACUGUGACAGUCACAUCGACCAAGGGAGGCUACGGUUAUGGCUACAAGCAGAGUCGAGAUGCUGAGCCCGACGCUGCAGCGGACGCAGCUCCUCAUCAAGGCUAUGGCUACAGCAAUGCCUAUUCGAAGUCAUGGGACAAGCUGCGCAAGAACAAGAACCAGCUACACACCUUUUGCUCUUGCUUGGGAUAUCCACAGACCAAAACUCGGACUUUGACUUAUACCAAGACCGUGUGUAUUCCGAAACAGUCCACGACCAGUAGCUCCACGAGGGCCACUCAAACUACUUCUUCAUCAUCGACGACAACUUCUAGCAGGACAACUACAACGAGCACAACGACUACAACUGAGCCUACUACCACCACUACAUCAACAACUACAACAUCGACAACUACCACAACAACUUCUACUACAACAACGACUACAACUCCACCUACUACCACGACAACGACAACGUCCACGACUUCUACUACCACAACCACAAGCCCACCCCCAGCUGGCCCAACUCCACGCUGCACUCGGGAUCAAGAAGACUACUGCUUCGCACAAAUCAGGCCCAAUACGGGCGGGGAACGAUGCUACUGCGACAUCCGCUACCUGACCACAGAAGCAAUCUGCGGAGGAACGGGCUCCUGUAGUCCCUUCGCGACACCGGCCGAACCCUAUUGCACAUCCGACGCAGACUGUAUAGAGCUCGGCACUGGCGACUAUUGCAUCUAUAAUACCAUCGGUCGCGAAGCCUGUGCUGGUGGCAGUCCGACAUAUUGCGUAAAGAGAGAAACGUGUAAGCAGGAUUUGCCACCGAAUCUGAAACGGAGUUUGGAGAUUGUGUUUGAGGAGGCGGCGAGAAGGGAGGUGGAGGGGUGAUGAUGAGGAGCGUUGUAGUUUUCGGAGAUUGCGUUCAGGAUUUUUUUCUUUUUGUGCAGACUUCAGGGGUUGUUUGUUAUCGUUGAGACUGGCACAGACUGGUCAUUUUCUUCCUUUCGUCUUCUUCUUCUGUCGAUCGCCGGCCACGAGACAGUGCUCUAAGCU
Messenger RNA from Cercospora beticola, 1252 nucleotides. RefSeq lists its product as uncharacterized. Lineage: Eukaryota; Fungi; Ascomycota; Dothideomycetes; Mycosphaerellales; Mycosphaerellaceae. The record is from RefSeq and is a predicted model, not a curated record.